Molecule: messenger RNA, 168 nt
Organism: Bipolaris maydis ATCC 48331
Lineage: Eukaryota; Fungi; Ascomycota; Dothideomycetes; Pleosporales; Pleosporaceae
Source: RefSeq, a predicted model, not a curated record
AUGAACAACGCUGAACGAGUCCUGGAGUUGCUGAUGCCAAUCCUCGCGGCCACAUAUCAGACGCCGACUGAUAUGAUGCCCAUGAAGUUAUUCCUUACUGACAAGUCUCGCUAUCCUGCCUUUGACCUUGAGGGCCUAAAGAUCACUGCAGAGCGCUUUGCUUGUUAG